This is a messenger RNA of Oncorhynchus gorbuscha (pink salmon), 1735 nucleotides long. RefSeq names its product dopamine receptor D6b (gene drd6b). The record is from RefSeq and is a predicted model, not a curated record. Gene Ontology annotation, molecular function: G protein-coupled receptor activity. The transcript has a single exon. Bases 216 to 1535 code for a protein of 439 amino acids. Gene Ontology annotation, cellular component: membrane. NCBI's taxonomy places the organism in Eukaryota, Metazoa, Chordata, Actinopteri, Salmoniformes, Salmonidae. Gene Ontology annotation, biological process: adenylate cyclase-activating adrenergic receptor signaling pathway.
CUGAGGUUCUUAUAACUGGCCGACGUCCUGUUUUAUUAAGGUAGUUAGUAGUAGUUAAUAGGUAGUUAUUAAGGUGCGUGAGUACGGAAAUCCGCAAGUUGGGUCUCCAAAACGAAGUUGAAUGCAUAAUGAAUAAAGGGAGCACUGAACCCUGAGUGUGGAAGACGCUAAAGACGCUAUAUUUGAUAUGCGCACAAAAGAGGAGAAAUUAGUCAAUGGGGAAAUCUGACAACGAAACCGCAGGUGCUGAAACGGACAGCUCCAAGCACAGCGUCCGUGCUCUCACCGGGUGCGUCCUGUUCAUCCUGAUCGUCUCCACGCUUUUUGGGAAUACGCUUGUGUGCGCCGCUGUGAUCAAAUUUCGACACCUUAGAUCUAAAGUGACUAACUUUUUUGUAAUCUCCUUGGCGGUGUCGGAUCUAUUCGUGGCCAUUCUUGUGAUGCCGUGGAAGGCUAUGUCUGACGUGGCCGGCUACUGGAUCUUCGGCAGCUUCUGUGAUACCUGGAUAGCUUUUGACAUCAUGUGCUCCACCGCGUCUAUUCUCAAUCUUUGUAUAAUAAGUAUGGACCGAUACUGGGCAAUUUCGAGCCCUUUUCGAUAUGAACGUAAAAUGACUCAAAGGUUUGCUUUCGUUAUGAUCGGAGUGGCAUGGACCCUCUCCAUUCUUAUCUCCUUCAUUCCCGUCCAGCUCAAUUGGCACAAGUCAGAGGAGGAAAUGGAAACAGUGGACGACACAAAUCAAAUCAACCAAAUAGAGGACUGCAACGCAAGCUUGAAUAGCACGUAUGCCAUAUCCUCCUCCUUGAUAAGUUUUUACAUUCCCGUCGUUAUUAUGGUUGGCACUUAUACACGAAUUUACCGGAUUGCGCAAACCCAGAUCCGGAGGAUCUCAUCCUUGGAGACAGCCGUGGAACACGCACAGAACAAUCAGCAAGCAGCCGAGAAAACAAACUCAUUAAAAACAACCUUUAAAAAAGAAACGAAAGUUUUGAAGACGCUCUCUAUCAUUAUGGGAGUGUUUGUAUUUUGCUGGCUGCCUUUUUUCGUGGUCAACUGCAUAGUACCUUUUUGUGACAUUAACAAUCGUGGUGACCGCCUGUGCGUAAAUAACACCACGUUUGACAUGUUUGUGUGGUUUGGAUGGGCAAACUCAUCGUUAAACCCAGUCAUAUACGCUUUUAAUGCUGAUUUCAGAAAAGCAUUCUCCACCAUUCUGGGCUGCAAAAGAUACUGUCCCAGUUCUGUAGAAGCUGUCCAUUUAAGUAACGAGUUGAUGUUUUACCGCCACGACACUACCAAUGCCUCUGCGCAUUGUGCGCAACGCCUGCCCAUGGCCUCACACGGGGAAGAUUUGGACCUACCAUUUGACAAAGUCUCCGUUGUCUCUAAUACCUCACGUAACCAAAGAAACAUUAUCCUGCCUGCAAUACUGCAGCUUGAAUGUGAAGCAGAAAUAUCAUUAGAUAUGAUGCCUUUCCCCUCAACUAGACCCAGUGAGUGUAAUGUGAUUCCAGGUCAAGUUGAGGAUCUGUGAAACAAGUCUACAUUUUGCUAACUUUGUGUCUUUUUUUAUGUUUGAUCUACAAAAGGGCAGUUAUUAUCCCUAUAUUCUGACAUCCCGAUGGUUUUAUAGUGUGCAAUAUUCGGGCAUAUCAGUGUACAUAAAAGCAUUGGUACAAACCCCAAGUAAUUGAGUUGAAGAUGAAAAAGAAAAAGAUUACACUGACCAAUAAA